Messenger RNA from Diprion similis, 1020 nucleotides. RefSeq names its product receptor-interacting serine/threonine-protein kinase 4-like. The coding region runs from base 1 to 1020 and encodes 339 amino acids. Gene Ontology annotation, biological process: protein localization to ciliary inversin compartment. NCBI's taxonomy places the organism in Eukaryota, Metazoa, Arthropoda, Insecta, Hymenoptera, Diprionidae. Gene Ontology annotation, cellular component: ciliary inversin compartment. The record is from RefSeq and is a predicted model, not a curated record. The transcript is spliced from 7 exons. Gene Ontology annotation, molecular function: protein binding.
AUGGUUGGACAGGGUUUGGUCGAUUCGCCUAUUCAGACGAACAAAAAAGAACACAGAGCCGAACUGGAAAUCUCCAGAGCAUCUCAUUUUACCUGUCUCACAGAAACUCGGAUGACUGGAGGACGGAGAAGAACUUCAGCUGUGGAAAGUCCAAAUGUCUCAGACGAAGAGGAGCUGAUAAGACUUCUGGGAUUUGCUGGCCUGGAAAAAAUCGCCGAGUUCAUAAGCACCAGAUCAGCGAUGGACCUCCAUUAUCCUACGCAAUAUCGAAAGUUCAGGACUCCAUUGACCGCGGCGAUUCAUCGCGGGACCCCGACUAUUCUGAAAAGUUUGCUUGAUAGGUUCUCGGUCUCUUUGGACUCGACCACAACUCAGCCCCUCGGGAAAACUGCUUUGAUGCACGCCUCUUACGUUUCCAGGAACCCCGAAGUCAUUCGUGUGCUCAUGGCGCGCGGUGCCAACGUUCAAAAGAUCGACAACGUAGGAUGGAAUCCCCUGUACUACGCGAUCGUCGGUGAGCGAACGAGAAACGUCGAAUGUCUAAUCGAAUCGGGGGCGAAACUGGAGUCGCGGGACUUACAGGGUCGAACGCCGUUGAUGAUCGCAGCAAAAGUUCGACAAAGCGCUAAUCAGAUUGUUACCCUUAUUGCUUACGAGCACCAUUCUAGUGACUUGUUGAAUCCAUGUUCGUCACUUUUUGGUGAGACUUUGUCACUUAAAGACCCAUUCAUCCUUUCGAAUUUUGGAACAGUGAAGCUUCUUCUGGACCACGGCGCCAAUCCAAAGGCGAUCGAUGAUUUUGGAUACACUGCUCUGAGGUUGGCCAUUCUACGGAACAAGCAUGAACUUGCCGUUCUCCUGGCGGAGUAUGAAACUGACGUCACUUGCAAACCGCCUACGGCUAUUCACUCCGACUAUGAAUUGGCGGAACACCUUAUGCCGGAUCUUGUUCCGAUUAUGAGGCAAAAUACCCUGCCGAAGCAACGGGAUCUUAAGGAAACCAUGCUGACCAAUGUGUAA